Messenger RNA from Trichomonas vaginalis G3, 4791 nucleotides. Its product is annotated as P-loop containing nucleoside triphosphate hydrolases family. NCBI's taxonomy places the organism in Eukaryota, Parabasalia, Trichomonadida, Trichomonadidae. Bases 1 to 4791 code for a protein of 1596 amino acids. The transcript has a single exon. The record is from RefSeq and is a predicted model, not a curated record.
AUGGUAGAAGUUGACCGCAGUGAUAACAUUGAGGAGUCAAUUUUAAAAUCUCUAUCAUCAAUAAAAUUAAGCAAUUCAUUCAUAAAAGAUACAAUUGAAGAGAAAGAUGAAAAGAUUAACUCUGGAGAGUAUGGCGAUCUAUCGACACGCUCAUUACAAAUACUGCUUGAAACAAAUGAAUUAUCAAUUGUUUCAGAAGGAAGUUUGGCUGCUUAUACUAACGACCUACUAGAAUUUUCUGAUAGACCUACAUCAACAGAUCAUGUUGCUAACUCCAUUCAUGUCUCAAUCAGGGUUCUCGAUUCAAUUGGAGAUAAAGAGGCAACCAACUGUCUUCUUUCAAAGAUACAAAUCGAUCAAAGCAAGCACAAUCACAAAAUCGUAUCUCCUGCUCAUAUCAUUCAUGCAUACUGCUCGCAUACAGAUCAUCUAUCAAUUGUACAUGGAUAUUAUGCAAAUUCAUGUGCAUAUAUUGCAGCAAACAAAGAAAUGGAUCACUUUUAUGCAUUAUUGCAGUCUUAUUCUUCAGACAAUGAAUAUAUAAUAGCAGAUUAUAGUAUUCAUAGGUAUUCAACGCAUGAAGAGAAAAUAAAAUUAAGCUCCCUUGUGAUUAUAUACUCUGUUAUUUACUUAGAUGAGAAUAAGAGAUCAAUACCAAAAAGAAUUGCUUCAGCUUCAGCUUCUAAAUCAUCAGUUAUUGAUGAUUUAAUUAAGAUGAGCGCCAUCUCAAGUGCUGGAAUUCCAGUAUCAGACUUUAUACCAUCAUUCAACUCUCUCGAAGAAGCAACAAAAAAUGAUCAGACAAUAGCUAUUUAUUUUGAUGAUUUCCAAAACAUUGUCGGAUAUCGAAUUCUUAAUAAGAUUUCUAGCAUAAUUUCUGAUCCAAAUGAAGGAAACUGUAUUUCUUUUACGAAGAUCGGACUGUUCAUUUUACGUGGUACUCAGAAGAAAAUAAGAAAUGCAUCAGAUUCAGUUAUCAAAGAAUCAUCAAAUGGAGUUCAAAAGAGUAUAAAGUCAUAUUCAAUUGACAUUUUCAACAAAGUAUGCACAUAUCUUAUGGAUAAAUUCAAAGAAAGAAACUCAACAUUUAAUAUAAAUUUUGGAGAUCCGAUAUCUGCGAUGAAUUUUGUAACAAAAAUGCUAUAUGGCAAAAGUCCAAAUGAAACUCAAGCUGCAUUUGCACAAUCAGCAUUCAAAAUAGACUCUAAUUUUAAAAAUCAAAGUAGAGUGUUUUUCUUAUCAACACCACCAGGUUCAGGAAAAACUGCAUGUGAAAUAAUGCCAGCUGUAUUAGAGAGAUUCAGACAAAUUGAUUCAAAAAUAGGUGACGAAAAAGGAUCAGUAAUCAUUGCAACUUCUUUAGUUCAAGUAUCUGCUCAGAUAGCAACAUUUGCAAGCAAAAUGAUUUGCAGUAGUGAAAAAUGGAUCCGCGUCAAACGACUUGAUGGAGGUAUUAAAGAACAAACUGAAGAUGGAUAUCAUUCAAAUAUGUUAUUUCGGAAAAAAUCAUUUCGAGAAAACAUUGCUAAUAUCAAAUGGUUUUACAAGCAGCUCGUUGAUGACGAAAAUAUUCCUUCAAUCGUUCAAGAUCUAAUGAAAAAAUUUAAUGUCAGCGAAAACAAAGAAAUCGAAAAUGAAAUAACAUCCGUAUUUGAAGACGAAAAUUUAUUCAGGAAAAAAGUAUUUAGUGAAGUUUUAGAUGGAUUCGAUUCAGAAAGUCAAUGCAUAGCAGAUUGUAUUGUUGGGACAUAUGAAAUGGUAGCAUCAGCCUUAUCAUAUUCAAUUUCAACAGGAAAAUCACAAGAUAUCAUUCGAAAAAUCAAAUACAUCAUUAUUGAUGAAUGGGACACUAUUUUUAGGGUUGCUACAAUGAACAACAAUAGAACAUUAAUGCAAACAAUGAAUCAAAGAUUUUCACAAUCUUAUUGCUUAAUAGCUCUUGCUAUACUAAUAAUGAAAGUUAAUCCUUCAACAAAACUAAUACUUGCAUCUGGAACAGGAAAUGAAAUGCUGAAUAAAUGCGAGGAUAACUUUAGAACAGGAAAACAAUCGAACAUGCUUGAACCAUUAAUGAGACCGAUAAUUUCAUACUGUGACUAUGAAUCCAUCAUUAAGAAGAUUGAAGAAUUAUCAAAUGAUAAAAACAAUGCUGCAGCAAAUUUUUCACUCAAUAUAAUGCGCAACAAAAUUAAAACAAUUGAAGAGUUUAUGAAAGAAAGCAUACCAAGAAUGAUCAAAAUAUCAUCAUCGAAUAUUUGGGGUACCAGAAAACUUUCAUCAUUACCAAAGUCAGUGCUUAGCACAGUAAUGCAAGCAUAUACAAUGGUUAAUUAUAUAUUUUGCGAAAAAUGCAUGAAUAGCGGGGUAAUUCGCGCAUCAUAUGCAUUGAAAUCUACAACAACAAACGAUCAUGUAAUGCAUACAAUAAUGCAUCUUACAGCAUUAUUCUUAAUUGAUAUGAAUAUUGCAGAAACAAUCAAAAUGCUUGCAAAAUACCCAUCAAUGCAAUCAUGGAUGUUUAUGAUAUCAGUGAUAAUUUGCGUAUUGACACACGAGAAUAUGUCAUUUAGUGAAAAGACUUCACUAAUAUUUAUUCAAAAGAAAGAACUUCAUAUUGGCAUGAUGAUUUUAAUUGGAACAAUUUUGCUUAUUCUUAAGAAAGAAGGAAAAAUCGAUGCAGAAUUCCUUUCAAAUAGAUCACCUCCAGAUAAUGAAAUUUUAGAAACAAUUGCAGCAAUAUCUGCAAAGCCUAUAAAAUUUGUCGAUAAAUGUUCAUCUAUUGCACAAACAAGCAAAUCAUACUCAAUUGAUCACAUAGUACAUAAAUCAGAGUUGACAAAAGAAAAUUACGUAAAGAUAAAACAAAUAACUAGCAUUGACGAGGUCGAUUAUGCAGCAUAUGCCAUUUCAAAAGAUCUCUUGAAAUUGAACUUUGAUAUUGACCAUAUAUGGAAUCUUUGCGAACUCUGCGUUGCAAAUGGAAUCAUUUCUAUUACACGCGAGACAGUAAGCCAGGAAAGCAUGAACAAAUAUAUAGGAAAUCAAGAUAAUAACAGAAUUCCACUAAUAGCUAUUUGCACAUCAAGACUUGGAGAGGGAGUUGACUUAGUGAAUGUUGGAUCUGUUUUUGUUAUGGCUCAAAACCAUUCAUUAGGUAUCCCCACAAGCAGAGAUUGCGAACAAUGGAUUGGAAGAGGAUACAGAAAUUCACAUCUUUCACUUGGAUGCCCAAUAAACAAUCCUGCAUAUGAAGAUUAUAGAAGCUACUGUGCUGAUGAUCAAAAUAAGUUUCAGUUUUCGCAUACAGCAGUUUAUAGUGGAUUUCUUUCAACUCAAGUAGCAAGAAGAAUCAUUUCGAUCGAUGCAUUUUCUCCAAUAAUAAAAAAGCAAAAUGGAUCAUUGUAUCUGAUGGACUUUCUACCAAAAUCUUUUUCUGAAUUAAAUAUUUCAUAUUAUUCUCCAUUGAUUCUCGAUCAUUUGCAAGAUGUAGAUGGAUCACCUAAUAUGAAAUCAAUUAUAUCAUCAAUAGAGUUAAUGACAAUACCAGCUAAAAUGGUAAUAAGGAAAACAAAUAUGUUCACUCUUACAGUAAGGGAUAUCACACAGUAUAUACCUGAUUUAGUCAUUACAGAAACACUUAGCAUAGCAUGCAAUGUAUGGCCAAUUUUUGUUUCAUCAAUGUAUGUAGCACUUGUACGUAAUUGCCAUUUUGAAGAAUCAAAUUCUUUUCCUCUUAUUCAAUUUACAAAAUCGGUUGCAUCAUGCAUGUCAAUUCUAUCCCCGAAGUCACAAGAAAGUGAAGAGUAUAAACUUUGGAAUAAUAUUUAUGAAUCAUUAAAAAGUCCUGAUAUAAAUGCAGCAUCACAGUUACUAUCAAAACUUGGAUUGAAGAUGCCAGAUAUUUUUGAAUACAGAACUAUUUCACAGUUUAGUUUCACUAUUGGCUCAAAAAUAGCAAACUAUAGUGGAAUAGCAUCUUUAUACUUUAUUUUUAUUAUUGGAGUGCUAUCAACUGAUACAAAUAUCGAUGUUUUUGGACCAAAUCCAGAAGGCUUUGAGAAAAAAGACAUAUUUGUGAUUGAUGAAGCAGCAUCUAAUAUUAUUGCAAACAAUAUGAUGCUUGUUUUUGAUUUGAUUGUCACAUUUGGUUUUGGAAUGAAUUUGACAAAUUUGGGAAUUAGCAAAUGUCAAAGAACAAAAUAUCCCCGAAUUUAUGAAUCAAGUAAUAUUCAUGUUUCACCUUGCAGCUGUAGGCCUUCACUGUAUUAUAUGUGUAAAGAAUAUAAUCCAUUUAUGAUGAGAACGGGUGCAAAUGAUGAAAUUAUCAUGAACUGUGAAAAAGAAGAAGACGUGUUCAAAUGCUUUUCAUCAUGCUUCAAUGCACUUUUAUCUCUUAAUGAAGAAUAUGACAGCUUAUUCAUUCAUUUUACUGAUGAUGAAAAUUGGACUCAAUAUUCAACCAAAUUCAGUAAUUUAAUGGAAUUACUCAUAAAGAGAACAAAGACAUCGCAUGACCCUCGUUUAGAAGUAUUUAGCGACGGGAUGCGUAAACUUAAUGAUAUCUAUGAAAACUUAAAAAUACAUUCUGAUCAAUUAUCCGAAGCAAUGUCACCAUUUAUUUCACUCAUAAAUGGAUUUUGCUUCAAUUUCUUACCGCAAUUCUCAACUGAGAGCUACAAUGAUGAUGAAAUUGCCGAAAAUUUCAAAAGAUUUGUUUUAGUUGCUCUUAAUGAUAUUGGGAUAAAUAAUAUUGAAGAAAUAAUUGUUCUUAGUAAGAAAACUUCUAAUUGA